Labeo rohita (rohu) is the source of this 805-nucleotide messenger RNA. RefSeq lists its product as uncharacterized. The transcript has 5 exons. The record is from RefSeq and is a predicted model, not a curated record. Lineage: Eukaryota; Metazoa; Chordata; Actinopteri; Cypriniformes; Cyprinidae. Bases 97 to 579 code for a protein of 160 amino acids.
UCGUCCGGUUUCGGCUAGACUGUUAUACUGUUAUUUUCCAUCCCACAGUUUUAUCCAGAGCAUUCUGAGUUGUACACACACCUGGACUGUGACAACAUGCUGGCUGUUCUCUUCAUCCUGGGGAUGCUUUGUCCCCUGAACUCUGCAGAAAUACCAAUUAAAUUGCUGGAUCCUACAAAUGACGGUGUGGUGGCAAAUGUAUUCCCAAAUGCUUUUCUGCUGAGGUGGCCUGACUGCACUCUUUACGGAAACAGGAGUGCUGGACUGGUGUACACGGAACUGCCAACGAAUGAUAACAAAACACAGAUUUUCACCGUUCCAUCUUGUACUGCCAGUCUGCCAGGGCUCCUUCUGCAAAACCUCAAAAAUGGAACAACAUACAUAAUGGAGUACAAAAUUGAAGGCACAAAUCAGACAAGCGCAAACUUGACUGCGACGACUACCAACGCUCUUGCUUACGAGCAGAUAGACAGUGGUCUUGAAAGGCGCAGCGGAGCCAUGGUGGUCAUCACCGUCAUUCUGUCUCUGGCUAUGGUGAUUCUCCUCGUUGGCCUCAUUAUUAGCAUCUUCUUCUCCUAGGCUGAACACAAUGCACUUCAACAAUAUAUAUGCUGUCUGUUUCAUUUCAAAAUGAACUCAGACAUAUUUCAGAUUCUUUGAGAGAUGACUUUCUUUUACUUUAAGUCAAUACAAAUAACAAUGUGUCUAUAUUGUAACAGGGAAUUACACAAAUGUAUAUAUUUUAAAAUUUCAAACUGAAUUUUAAAAAAUUGUGGUGUACUGCAUUUCAAAAUAAAUUCCGUUC